AUGGUCAGCCAUGGAAAACAUAUUGCAAUAAUAGUCCAACAGCUUAACAAAUUUGACCCUGAAAAUCAGAGCGUGGAGGAUUUCUUGAAUGAAUCAGCUAAGAUGUUGCAGACUCUUAAUGUGACUGAAGAAAAAUUUGUGUUGGAUACACUCGCUGGAUGCAUAGAAUAUAAAUCCAUACUGGAUGUAGUAGUCAAUGCCUUUUAUGUUCGGGACGGGAGAUAUUGCCUGAUGUCUGAGCGUAAUCUCUAUGUAGUUAUUUGUUAUCUGGCUACUUUUCAACUAGAAGAGCUUGGUCUUCAGCACUUCAGCAGAAUUGUGAAAUCUCUGGACAACGCAAAAAUGCAAAAGUUUCUCAGAUUCUUCUUCAAUGCCUUGUAUUUGAACACAUGGAUAAAAGAUGAAUGGAGUCACUUCUACGAUUCACUGUAUGUAAAACAGAACUGGAUUGAGCCACUGCUAAGAUGGCAGCCAAAAGUACAGCAACUGAUUGCACAGCUCACAGAUAAAUUAAACAACCGUACUACCACUGUCAAGACUUCGACGGUCACUCAGCCAAAGGAAUUUAAUUUGACUGUCCCCAAACCACGUGCCAUUCCGAUACCUCUGCCAAUACCAGUACUGGAAAAAAGGCUACCUGUUCCUUCAAGCACCUACAAACCUCCAAAGGAAAAAAAGCAACUACAGGAAAUCAAAAUAAAAAAUUGCCGAAAAGCAGAAGAUUUUCUCCGAAAAUCAAAAGCCAACCAGUUCAGAUGUGCAACCAUGAAGUCUCAAAAGGGAGAGUCUGAACUGCAGAACACCCAUGACAGUAUGAAAAGUAAACCAGCAUUCCGGGCUCAAAAGAUCCAAAGCAAGAUUGACAAUAUACCUAUUAAAUUAAAUGCUGCAGCUAUUUUAAGAGAGGGUGCCCUCUAUCAGCGGAAAAUGGAACAGGAGCUCAAGAGAAUUGAAAAUUUGCUACAGGGGGCUAGAGACCCAACUGAAUUCUUGGAAUGGCAAAAACAGAUGCAUGGAAAAGAUCUGGAAGAGCAGCUGGCUGAAAUAGAGUGCAGGAGGCUUCAAGGGAAACUGAGUUUUGAAGAAGCAGUUGUAGCCCAUCAGAAUGUAAUUCAAGAAAAUAAGAAGAAAGCUGAUCUAAUGAGAGAAGAGAAAGCAGAGCUGAUGCACCAGUAUGCAGAGAAACGUCUACAGGAACAGAAAGAAUUGAGAGAGCUGGUGGAACAGAUCAUGGAAGAACACAAGAAUGCAAAGCAAGCAAAAGUAAAGCUCCAGAAAUACAAACAGCAGAUAGUUCAGGAAGUUUGUGAAGAAAAUCGAGAACUUCUUCGGCAAGCUUUAGAAGAAGAGGAGGAGAAGCUUAGGAAAAAAUAUGAACUAAUUCAACAGAUACGAGCUAUUGAGUCUUUACCAAGCCUCAGACACAAGUUUGUUGAUUUAACUGAGACUGGCGGCCAUGGUUUGUUUUGUGAAAUGUCAAUAGUGGAACUACGUGAACGCCUCGCUCUGCUCAAAGAAGCACAGAAGGAAGCAGAGGAAGAGAAGAGAGACCAGAUAAUUCAUGAAAAACAAGCCAAGGAACAACUUCUUCUAGAGACACUGGACCAGAUUUCCCUGUUCAGAGCAGAACUUGGACGAGCAGCUGCUUUAAAGCAAGAAGAAAAGAAAAGAAAGUCCCAAUCUGCUGAAAGGCCUGUGAAAGAUGAACGCGUUUUAAACCUGCAGAAAAAGAUUGCAGAAAAAGCAAUGGAGCGUAAAAAGCAAGAAGAACUCUUAAAGAUUACCGCCCCGAAAAGCAGCAUCGCACCAAAGAAGGAUUCUUGGCAGUGGAACCACUGGAAAGAACUGGAAAAGAGUCGGGAACGCCAGUUCAAGAUCUUUCAACAUGGCUCCACAGUCAGAGAAAUGGCUCCAAAAAUGCUGCCCAUGAGGCAGCAAGAAGUGGAGCCACAGUCUGUACAUUGCGCUGUGAAGUGA
Messenger RNA from Mesitornis unicolor (brown roatelo), 1977 nucleotides. RefSeq names its product cilia and flagella associated protein 99 (gene CFAP99). The transcript has 15 exons. Bases 1 to 1977 code for a protein of 658 amino acids. NCBI's taxonomy places the organism in Eukaryota, Metazoa, Chordata, Aves, Mesitornithiformes, Mesitornithidae. The record is from RefSeq and is a predicted model, not a curated record.